UCACAGCCUCUAGCUGGUUUUUACUCAACUCCUGUCCUGAUAUCACUCCGCUGGCAUGGUGGAGAAGCGGACCUGAUUAUUGUGAUGGUGGCAGGCGGCAGCCAGUGACUACAGACUUCCGCCACUGCUUCCCAUAUCCGCGUUUUGUGCCGUCUGGGCUACUCUCGUUGCCUCACAACCGGACUACCGAGGGCGCUUGUGCUCUUUCCCGUACCUCAACAACAUCUUCACCGGGAUUUCUUUCAAACCAAAACCAUAUGAGAUGCAAGUUCACUGGGAAACUCCGGAGCCCGUUCGGUUCAGGCAGCAAAACUUUUUCUCAAAGGACGACACCGUAAAACGGCGAGUGGACUGUUGCUGCUGCUGCCACUGCUGCCCCUCAGUGGGACGGUUUGUGUGUAUAUGACCGUAGAGUUCAUGCUAACGUUCAUACCUAUACGGUAUUGUUUUGUUUUUUUCAGCGGGGUUGUUGUUAGCAGCGUGGCAGCGGCUUUAUUGUUUAAUUCAGUUUGGGGCUUGCUCGGUCUUACUCUAGGCUGGGUGUAAUUUGUGUUUUCGGGAGCGGUUUGUUUGGAAACAGUGCCGAGGAGGGAAGAAGAAACGUUCAUUUGAGACCCCUUAACCAUAUGACAACUAGGCUCGAAGCCCUUUAAACCUCCCCGUUUGUUGCUCGCUUCCGCGGCUGUUUUUGGUCGUACAUUCCGUCCGCUGUCCGGCUGCUUGGGACCCUUCGCCGGAGAGGACCGAGAGGGAGAGGACACUAGGUGGUGGAGGUGGAGGUGGCCGGGGGAGGAGGUGGCGGUGGUGGCGGUGAGCUUGACGGGGAGAAAAGUUCUUCCAAAAUAGCAGCCACUCGGCCUAGUGAUGGGGGACUUCGCCUCCCCCGCUGCCGGUCCCAACGGCAGUAUCUGCAUCAACAACAGCAUGAACCCGGCCGCCGGGAGCGUGGUGGCCGCCGGGGCGGUGGGCAUACCUAAGCACAGCACGGUCGUGGAGAGGCUGAGGCAGCGGAUAGAGGGCUGCCGGAGACACCACGUAAACUGCGAGAACAGGUACCAGCAAGCGCACGCCGAGCAGCUGGAGAUAGAGCGGAGGGAGACGGUCAGCCUGUACCAGCGGAGUCUGGAGCAGAGGGCCAAGAAGUCGUCCGGCGGCAGCAGCAAGCAGCCGCAGAGCAAGCAACCGGACCCGGACUCUGCCUCCUCGACCGAACAGAGGAAUAACACGCUAAUAGCGCUCCAGGAGACUGUAAAGAGGAAACUGGACAGUGCACGGUCGCCCCUCAAUGGAGAACAGAACGGCAUCUGCGACGGAGGCAGCUACUCGCCGACUACCAAACGGGUACGGAAGGAGGGCCCCGGUGGUUUGGACUCACUCACGGGUCUCCCUAACAACAACAAUAACAACAAUGUCCCACCCAUCUCUCCACUGCAUCACCAAAUGGACAUUAAGCCCUUGCUUGGAGGGCCCAACACUUCCACCGGAAAAAACACUACAAACAGCAACGGCAACCAUGUAGGCCAGACGUCAGACGAGCUAGGGAAGAACGGCAGCAACCAUCUCCAGGACAUGAAGCUGAACGGCUCGCUGGACCUGGAAGACAGCUUCGGCCUCCUCAAAGACCUGAAACAGGAGCCGCUGGACGACGGGGGCGGGAUGGAGUCCUCCGAUCCCCAGUCUCUGUCCAAUCAGAACAAACUGUUCUCGGACAUCAACCUCAACGACCAAGAGUGGCAGGAGCUGAUCGACGAGCUGGCCAACACUGUGCCAGAGGACGACAUGCACGACCUCUUCAACGAGGACUUUGAGGACAAGAAAGAGGCGGAGUUCGGCCGGCCGGGAAACAAUCAGACACCAGGCCCGCAAGAAGCAGCCGGGAACACGACGGGGGCGCCGGCAGCAGCCCUGCCUCCUCCUCCUCAGCCUCCACAGGGAGGCCCACAGGUUCCCAUGGGCUCUCCGCAGGUCCGACCAUCUUCGUCAGGCCCGCAGUUUGCCACCACUGCCAAUGGAACGCCUCCUCAGCAACCUUUGCAGCAGUCUCCAGCCGUUGCCAUGGCAUCGGGUUCCCCGUUGCACAACUGUGUGGCUCGCUCCCCUCAGACCCCAACCCAGGCUCAGACGCAAGCAGUCUCUAGGCCUGGGAAUGGAUACAUGAUGAACCCAGGCCCUGGGGUCAGUCAGGCGGGCACAGGACCCGGAGCGGCUGGAGUCGCCCCUGGAGGUCAGCCUGUGGGGCCAGUGACGCCAGAACUUUCUCCAGCAGAGCAGCUCAAAGCAAUGGCUCAGCAACGGGCUAAACUGCUGCAGCAAAAGCAGCAGCAACAAGCAGCCAACUGGUCCCCUGCAGGUGCUCCAACCAGUCCCUAUAACUCUGGUCCCUUUAACCAAGACAAACCCAACAGCCCCAUGAUGUACCCACCGCAAGCCUUUAACACGCCACAGGGCCCUCUAGUGACUGGGAUGGCCCCCAACAAUGGGCCCAAAGCCCCCAUGAACAACUACCUCCCUCACAACCACAUGGGCAUGAUGGGCCAGCAGCAGCCAAACAGCAUCAACCAGAACGCCCUGUCCAAACAGCAGCAGCAACAGCAGCAGCAAACGGCGGCCAUGUUGUCCUAUAACAACACCAAACCGCUGAGUCACUUCAGCGGCAGCGGGGUCGAUCACCUAGGCCAGAGGAUGACUCCUCCCAUGGGAGGGAACAAUCAGGUCAAGAACCCCAUGAUGCCUCCCUACAUGGGUGGUGCGGGAGGCGGUGGCCAGGGGGCGGGGCCAGGGCAGACCCAGGGGCCGAUCCCGGGACAGACAGCCCACCUGAGUGAGGAGCAGAAGAGGAUGUUGCUGAUGAAGCAGAAAGUGUUGAACCAGAACAUGCCCUACAGCACCAUGCAGCCCCACGGACAGGAACAAGGUGUGGUGGGAAUGUCACGGCCACCGGGCGCCAUCCCGCCUCCUCACCCUGCUGGGGGCGUGGCCUCAGGGGUGGGGCCCAACCAGGGGUCAGGACCACCUCCGGGCUACGUGGGCAACCAGCAGCAGGCGGCCAUGAUGAAACAGAUUAUGGCGAUGGAGCAGGAGAAGAGGGUGCAGAUGCACAUGAUGGAGCAGCAGAAACAGCAGCUCUUCAGAGAGCAGAGACAGCAGCAGCAGCAGCAGCAGCAACUUCUGGCCGAGCAGCUCCAACAGCAGCAGCAUCUCCCCAGACAGCUGGGCCAAGGCCAGAGGAAUCCAUACCCCCAAGUCAAUCAGUACCAAGGCCCUCCUCAGGACUUGGCAUCCAGAAGCCAGGCUCUCCAGAACAUCCGGGCUGCCCGUCUCCUACAACAGCAGCAGCAGAACCAGCAGCAGAUGGUCCAGAUGAGUUCUGUACAGGGCCAAGGGGGCUCCGUGGGACCCCAAACUGACAUGGGCUUACCCUACGGCAACCAGGGGUCCAACCAGGGUUCCCUGUACAGCCUCAACCCCUCCAUGAGCCAAAUGAUCCACCAGCAGCAGCACCAGAGCCAAAGUGUCCAAGCCUCCAUGGGUCUUCCACCGCAGCACAACCCCGCCGGAGGGCCGCCCCGGCAGGCAGGUGCAGGUCCUGGGGUCGGGGGUAUGCCCGGAGUCCCCGGAGGUGCUGGAGCUGGAGGGUAUGGCGGACAGGGGAUGUUAAUGAACUCCAUGAGCCAGCAACCCCUCAAAGGCCCUCCCAACGCCAAAGCCCAAGCGCAGAGACUACAAAGCAUGCUGGGAGCAGGAGGAGGAGGCGGGGGAAUGGCGGCGGGUGGCUGGCCGCAGCAGCAAGGACAGAGUCUGCAGGCCAUGGGGGGAGGAGUCGGAAGGACUACAGGAGGAGGGGGAGGAGACAUGGUGGGGUUCAGCUCCAGCCAGGGUUAUGGGAUGCAGCCGGGUCAACCCCCGCGCAUGGCCAAGCAACACUUUCAGGGUCCGGGCCAGGGGAUGAGCCAGGGAAUGGACCCCAGAGUGGGCAACCCAGCAGCCGGUAUGGGCGGCCCAAUGAUGGGCCCUCACAUGGGCGCUCAGCCCAGGACCAACCAGCCCCGGCCCAUGGUCAUAAACCAGGGGAUGAACCAGGGGGUGAUGGGCCAGGGGAUGACUGGGAUGGGGGGGUUUGGGCCGGGCCCUGGGGGGCCUGGAAUAGGGGCAGGGGGAGGAGGAGGUGGACCCUAUGGACCAGGGGGAGUCGGGGUUGGAGGUCAGCCACCGGGCUACCAGAGGACAGCCAAUCAGGACAUGUCAUCCUAUGGAUAUGGGGGCGGGCCCUCAGGGGGAGGAGCCUUCGGAAUGGGCGAUGGCUCAGGGGCAGAGCUGGACUCAAACGAUGGUUGGAUGGAGGAGUUUUUCCCGAGCCAAUAGCCAACGGGGAAACUGGAGAUGAGUUUUUACUGGAUGAACUAAACAUUAAAGUAGGACAAAUGUUCAAACCUGAGAAAGUAAAACAAAAAGGAUGACAUGAUGUGGACUGGCAUGUUUUUGUUUUGUAAAACAUGAGCAAGGUUAUAAAUGAGUUCCUGUGUUAUGUUUUGUCUGUGUGUGUGUGUGUGUGUGUGUGUGUGUGUGUGUGUGUGUCUGUGUCUGUCUGUGUGCGUGUGAGAUGGAGAGAGCGAUCAUUAUGUCUCGUGCAUAUUAAUGAAAAACCAAUAUAGAGAUUAAGAGGUGUGUUUCAUUAGUUUCCCUCUUUCUCCACGGAAUGAAUUUUUCUCAUGUUCCAGUGUUUGAAAGCGAGCCCCGUUUACACAACAGCGCUUUUGAGCCCGAGCUUCAGCAGGGGCUGAUUGAACACCGCAGACUGAUGAAGGGGAAGGAAGACUUGUUCUCUAGACAGCAAUUUAUUUGUGUUUGUGUGUUUGUGCCACCCGGCUCACUGCUUUAGAUCUCUCAACUGUGUGAGGAGCUGAAGGGAGUAGAAAGCACUCUCAGCGCUCCCAUUUCCUGUCUUAGAUUUGUGCCCACCCCAUAUACGCACACACACACACACACACACACACACAAAUCUGUUGCCUUCGCACAAUUACUUUGUUCUCUUCACUUCUCUCUCUCUCUCUCUCUCUCUCUCUCUCUCUCUCUCUCUCUCAUCCUCCUUCCCUCUCUCCUCCCGCCUUUCCCACCCUCUCUCCAGAGUGUCGUUGCACACUCUCAGCGCUCCUUUCUCUGUUUAAAUUGUGAACAUCACAACAGAACAAAUAAUGUCUCUCUAUUGUGCCACACAAGCGCACUAUGCCCUCUAGUGCUAGUGCUUUUGCUAGGCAACGGACCUGAGUGGCGUUUUUUUUUUUUUUUUUUUUUUUUUGGCGGGGGGCUUCAUUUCCUGUGCGUGGCUGUUGAUGACGGGUAUGCAUGCAGAGGAAGACAAAGAGAGUGAAAAGCAGAGAAAGAGGGAGAGAAUAGGCAGCUAAAGGAAGCACUUGGACUCAAAGGACUCACACACACACACACACACACACACACACACACACAAACCAACAAACAGACAAACAAGCAUCAGCCUGGGAGGAUGAGCGGAUGUGUGCGAGGCAGCUAACGGAGCUAAUUCCAUUAAACCGUCUGCCUGUGUGACACAAACCACAUCGCAUACAUCAGGCUGACACAAGGCAAACCGAUCGCUGGGCACUGAAUGUAUUCAAGCACCACAAGUGACUUCUACUUUUUAAGAAAAAAAAGAGAGAAAAAGAAAAGCUCAUGGAAAGCCCACCCACAUGUUUUGUUUGUUGCUGUGUUUAAUGUCCAACAAUGAUGCUGGUUUGUGUCAAAAAAAAAAAAAAAAAAAAACAAAAAAAAAAAAAAAAAAAGCAAAAAAGUUAGCCUUCUUUUAGUUUGUGUUGUCUUUAGAAAAUCUGGUUUGUCCUCCCGUCGCAGCACAGCCUUCCCUCCCUCCCAUCAUUGGGACACAGCUGGUUGUCAAUCACCGUGGCCCCGCCCUGCUUUACACCGUGGCUUCUCUUGUACCGCAGCUAGAAAACGCCCUCGCUCCCAACUAGAACAUAACUGUGCUAUACUGUAACACUACUGUGAAGAAAUACAAGUUGCCCCCCUCCGCCCCCUUCCAGCGCUUCACAAAAAAUGAACCUACUGCCUGCUAAGCCUUGAGUUUGUUUUAUAGACGGUAGAGAAACUUCAGACAGCUGAUUGGCUUCAAAGAAUGACGACGGUUAACGCCAGUAAGCAUCAAAACGAUCAGUGCUUCCACUGAAGUCAGCGUCUCCCCUUCUCUGAGCUUUCUUCAUUUCAUUCAUCGGCAACAAGCUGUCCACUCUUUUGCCCCAACGGUUGAGUGAUAAAUAUGUAUCGAAGUAGGUUUGAAUACAGUAGCUAGUCCUUGGAAAGAAAACACCUUCCUUCUCUAACUGUUUUUUUUUUUUUUUGUGAUCUCGCUUCAAAAGACGAAUGAAAGCGUGUUUGUACUCACAUCGCUUUGUAUUUAGCUCAUCAGAGUGAAAGUUUGGAGGAUGCCGCUGUAAUCAACAAACCAAAAAAGCCUUUCUUCUCUGUAAACUAACUCCUUGGCAUCAACACACGUGUUCUCCUAGCUGUUGAUGUUGUAUAAUGCAACCCCUUUAAAUACAAACUUUUACCGCCACGCCCAUCGCCCAUCGUCCGUCCUGUAAGCAAAAUGAGGUUCUGUACUUUUGACUUUUGUCAUGUUUGUGAAGCAGAAGUUCUCUGUGUGGAGUCUAACGGGCCAACAGCAGGCAGAUGUUUUUUCGGGUUGUAGUGUUCCCCAGUUUUAUCGGGGGGGGGGGAUUGAAUAAAGAAAAACCCCUGUACUGUGUCGGUGUCAAGAUUACAGAAGCUCAGUGCAUUCACGAGUUUAAAAAAAAAAAUCACGAUAGUUAUCUCUUAAUUACGAGAUAAUAGGUCAUAAUUAUGAGAUACUAUCUAUAUAGAUACUAUCUAGAUAACGUGAUUUUUUUUUUUUUUUAACUCGUGAAUGCAAUGAGCUUCCGUACAAGAUAAACUCUUGGAUAGUUUGAGCCUUCCUUGUGCAGGAAAUGCAUUUGCCGCUUCUGUGGCUCCGCUGCUCCAUGCUUUCCAACCUUUGACUACCGCUCCAGUACGAUGUCAGUGUCCAGAGCGGUGAAACGGAGGCGGUGUGUAGGAAAACACCUAAGGUUUACCACUCCAAAGUAGAGGCAGGAAGUUAAGAGGAAACACUUCUGGGUCAGUGUUAUGGUCACAGCCUCUGUGACCGUUUUUGUCUUCUUCAAAAUAAAAGUCUAUGAUAUGGUUUUAAAAUCCCUUCAGGAAGAGAAACGGAAGCUUCCUCCAAAUAUCAUUACGUACCGGGACCAAGUCUGUAGACAACAUUUUAACAAAAAAAUUGUUGUUGUUGAUGUUCUAUGUUUUAUUUUAUUUGUUUUGUUUUUUGUUUUUUUUUUACUGGUGCUGACAUAUAUGUGAUUAUGAGAAAAAAGUAUAUAAAAGAUAAUGGCUAUUUGUAAAUAUGUUUUUACAGGUUUAAAUACAUCAGAUAAUACAGUCUCUACUCUGUAAAGAAUUUACUGUUUGUUGGAAAAAUAGAGAAGUAUUUUUAUUUUGAAGUUUUUUGGUUUCACGUUUAACCCAUCUGAGCUAUGCCAUUGCACUUCAGACAAUGUCUUACUACUAAUUUGUAUUGUAAACCUCCUCUCCUUUUUGGAUUUUUUUUUUUUCGUUUGUUUUUUUUCUAGUUUGAGAUUUGACUCUGUUCUUAAGCAGUGCUUAUUUCUUUUUAUUCUGUACAGAAUUCUGAAAUGUUAACAAAAGAGAAUUACAAAAGACCUUUUUUUUUUUUUUUUGGUUUGUUUUUAAAAAAGAUACAAUAAAGAGAGAAUGUUCUCGCUGAUCAUAUUAAA
This is a messenger RNA of Sander lucioperca (pikeperch), 7838 nucleotides long. It is a transcript of the gene maml3, whose product is annotated as mastermind-like transcriptional coactivator 3. The record is from RefSeq and is a predicted model, not a curated record. The coding region runs from base 865 to 4362 and encodes 1165 amino acids. Gene Ontology annotation, molecular function: transcription coactivator activity. The transcript is spliced from 6 exons. Gene Ontology annotation, biological process: positive regulation of transcription of Notch receptor target; Notch signaling pathway. Gene Ontology annotation, cellular component: nuclear speck; nucleoplasm. Lineage: Eukaryota; Metazoa; Chordata; Actinopteri; Perciformes; Percidae.